CCCCACGACCCGUCCCUCUCACGCCUCCUCUCCCCCACGGUGGCCCGAGCCGGAGUUCCCCUCUCUGCCCGCCCCGCGGCCGCCACACUCCCCGACCCCUACCAACCAGGAAGCGAGAAAAAAGAGAGGCGAGCGGCGCCGGAGGAGGAGGAGACUGCUUUCCCGGCGGAAGAUGGCGCGGCGCGGGCGUGUGGAGCUGCGGCGGAUCGAGGACCGGACCAACCGGCAGGUGUGCUUCUCCAAGCGCCGCUCGGGGCUCUUCAAGAAGGCCUUCGAGCUCUCGCUCCUCUGCGACGCCGAUGUCGCGCUGCUCGUCUUCUCCCCCGCCGGAAAGCUCUACGAGUACUCCUCCUCCAGCAUAGAAGCUACAUAUGAUCGCUAUCAGAGAUUUGCGGGACCCGGAAUGAACGUGAAUGGAGGCGAUGCAAGGAACAAAAAUGAUGGUGAUCCUUCAAACAUACAGUCAAGGCUUGAAGACAUCGCUUCCUGGUCUCUUCAAAAUAAUGCUGAUGACUCCGAUGCCACUAAGCUGGAGAAACUGGAGAAACUGGAGAAACUCUUGACAGAUGCUUUGAGGAAUACAAAAUCCAAGAAGAUGUUGGCGCAACUAAAUAGCGGCGCAAGCACGAGUGCAAGUGCUUGCGCCCAGAACUCCAAUGGCCCUAGGGGACUGGAAGGAGGAAGGACUUGAGCCUGCAUUCUGUACAAGGGAUGCUCUGCUGCAGAUGCAACUCUUCCCCAGUUGUUGGGUAUCGAAGAGUUGUCAGGGCUGCAGCUUGUAUGACUCAAGGCAGAAGGUUGCAAAUUCAAUAAAAGGUUGCCUUGUGCCUCGUUCGGACUCUGUGAUAUAUUUAUGCCAACCUAUCAUUCUGUUGUCAACAAGUCCUGUUAUCUGGAACGGAAUAAUCUCUGUCUCAAAAGAAAGCAACUGAAUGGGAAAUCAGUUUAUGCAGAUGCACUUUA
Messenger RNA from Triticum urartu, 963 nucleotides. RefSeq names its product MADS-box transcription factor 51. Gene Ontology annotation, biological process: positive regulation of transcription by RNA polymerase II. The record is from RefSeq and is a predicted model, not a curated record. NCBI's taxonomy places the organism in Eukaryota, Viridiplantae, Streptophyta, Magnoliopsida, Poales, Poaceae. Gene Ontology annotation, molecular function: protein dimerization activity; RNA polymerase II transcription regulatory region sequence-specific DNA binding.